GAAGUCCUGGAUAAGUGAGGAUGGAGUAAUGUCAAUAAAUUACUAGGUAGUCUUUGUGUUUCUCUUUCCUGUGCAUCGUUCACAGAGAAUCAUCACAUUUGUUUCAAUUCUUGGGAGAUGCAUUUGCGAAUCCCGUAUCGAGAUUCUCUAUCUGGGCCCUGGAGAUUGCUCCCUCAACUCCAUCAUAUUGCUACGGAAACAAACGAUUAAUGCUAACAAUAGAUAGCAAUUAUGGACCAAAUCAAUGAUAGUAUUCAUGGGCUGAGGAUUACAACUUGGAAUGUUAAUGGCAUCAGGAAUCCAUUCGGGUAUCAACCAUGGCGCGAGAAGAGGACAUUUUCUGCAAUGUUCGAUAUCCUCGAGACUGAUAUUUUAGUGAUGCAAGAGACCAAAAUUCAGCGGAAGGAUCUCAGAGAUGACAUGGUCUUAGUGCCAGGUUGGGACGUCUACUUUAGUCUUCCGAAGUACAAGAAAGGAUAUUCCGGAGUUGCCAUCUAUACAAGAAACUCAGUGUGCGCCCCAAUACGUGCUGAGGAGGGUAUCACCGGAGUUUUAACUCCUCCAAACUCCACAACCAGCUUCCGUGACCUCCCCAAGGAUCAGCAGAUCGGGGGAUACCCCACAGGCGCUCAACUCCAGGACUACUUCCUCGAUGCCGCAACUCUGGAUUCGGAGGGAAGAUGCGUUAUCCUAGAAUUCCCUGCGUUCAUUCUUAUUGGUGUAUAUUGCCCUGCAACCCGUGACGAAACUCGUGAUGAGUUUCGCAUUGGCUUCUUGAAUGCCCUUGAUACGCGAGUACGCAAUCUUGUAGCUCUAGGGAAAAGUGUUUUCCUGACUGGGGAUCUUAACAUUAUUAGAGAAGAAAUUGAUACGGCCAAUGCAGAAGAGAAAUUGAAGAAAGAAGGGUUAACAGUGGAGCAAUACAUAUCAACACCUGCUCGCCGGCUAUUUAAUCAUCUGCUCGUCGGAGGAAAGGUAAUUGGAGAUAGAGAUGAAGGAAAAGAGCCACAAGUCAUGUGGGAUAUAUGCCGCGGCUUUCAUCCCACACGGAAGGGAAUGUUCACCUGCUGGGAUCAAAAGAUGAACGCUAGGCCUGGAAACUUUGGUUCGAGGAUUGAUUACGUCCUUUGCAGCGAGGAUAUGAAAGAUUGGUUUCAAGAUUCAAAUAUUCAGGAGGGGCUCAUGGGCUCGGAUCAUUGUCCCGUUUUCGCUACCUUCAAGCCUAGGGUGAAAUCGGAUGGUGUUGAGAUUGAUAUCCGCGAUGUCAUGAGUAAGGAUAUGUUUAAGAAUGGAGUGAGAGUGAGGGAGUGGUCGAUGAAGGAUCUACUGCCAACCUCUGCCAAACUUAUUCCAGAAUUUGAUCGACGUCAGAGCAUUCGCGAUAUGUUCACCAGAAAGCCUACCAACUUGACGACCGCUACUUUGGCCUCGAAUUUGUCCAAUGCUGGAAACAUACUAGAGUCAGCACAAACAGAUGGGUCACUCAACAUAUCCAAUAAUGGUAGCCUGCCCAAAGCAUCUCCUACUAAAACAACUUCUCUGACGAAGUCUCUCACAUCAUCGCCAGUCAAAAGGUCCAGCGAUGCAAUUCAAUCAGUAUCACAACCAUCGAAACGCAGCAAGGUAGAUGUCAAAACAAACAACGGACCUUCUAGUGGAAAGGGGAAUAAGGGACAAUUGGGAAAAGGACAAAGUAGUCUGAUGGGGUUCUUUAAACCUAAGACGCUGCCAGUAGCACAUACAGCGCAUACAGCAAAUUCUCCUUCCCUAUCUACGAGCAGUUCUUCGACAGCAACGCCUGCAGCUUCGACGCUAUCGGUAGAUCGAGAGUGUCUUUCUGGCUGUAUUAUAGAAAAUGACUCGCACCUCAAGGCCGAGGAAGAUACAGAUAACGGCGAAGAAUUUGAGAAGACAUGUAAAUCACGACAGGAUAAAGAAGUACAUGACCCCAUAGUAGCGAAAGAAUCUUGGUCAAAGCUAUUGACUAAACGCAUUCCGCCUAAAUGCGAACACAAGGAGCCAUGUAUCAGUCACAUAACGAAGAAGCAAGGCAUCAACCGUGGCAGAUCUUUUUACAUGUGUCCUCGACCUCUGGGUCCAUCAGGGCAACAAGAGAAGAAUACAGAGUGGCGCUGUAACACAUUCAUUUGGAGUAGUGAGUGGAAUGGGAAGGAAACUUAAGACUGGAAACUUUGGAUUGGAACCAUCGCAGAAGGCCAGAAGGAACAAGUGGCGGGAAAAAGGAGACAUUUACCUUACCUGUCAUACCAAUAGCAUAAUAACAUAAUUUCAGAAUAUCCAUGUACACACACAUUCCGAUCUACUUUGGUAUCUACAUUUCAUAAGUAGUCAAUAAAGGGAAACAAGAGGUAGACAUUGUAUAAUAUAACAUGAAUACAUAUCAAAGACCACGAAUCUCACACACAUCA
Molecule: messenger RNA, 2429 nt
Organism: Botrytis cinerea B05.10
Lineage: Eukaryota; Fungi; Ascomycota; Leotiomycetes; Helotiales; Sclerotiniaceae
Gene: Bcapn2
Product: Bcapn2
Exons: 5
Coding region: 232-2181 (649 amino acids)
Biological process (GO): base-excision repair
Cellular component (GO): nucleus
Molecular function (GO): zinc ion binding; DNA binding; phosphoric diester hydrolase activity
Source: RefSeq, a predicted model, not a curated record